AUGGGAGACACAGGCAACAGCAAAGCACGCGAGGUGAAAGUUGUUUUACUAGGAGACACGGGUGUGGGCAAGUCAUCGCUGGUACUUCGUUUUGUUACCAACAACUUUCGUCCGUAUUCCGAGUCAACUAUCGGUGCCUCCUUCAUGUCAAAAAUGAUUGUGGUUAACGACACGCCUAUUAAGUAUCAAAUAUGGGAUACCGCUGGUCAGGAAAAGUACCACAGCUUGGCGCCUAUGUACUACCGAGGAGCUGCUGCUGCUAUCGUUGUAUAUGAUAUUACAAGAAAGCAAUCGCUAACGACAUUGAAGAACUGGGUGAAAGAAUUAAAACAACUAGGUCCAGACAAUAUUGUUAUUGCUAUUGCUGGUAAUAAGAGUGAUUUGGAAGAAAAACGGGAAGUACCAGCGUCACAAGCGCGAGCGUACGCCGAAGAGAUUGGGGCAUUGUUUAUCGAAACGAGUGCAAAAGAAGACACAAAUGUGUCAGAUUUGUUCAUUCAGAUCAGCCAGGCGCUACCCACGGCUUCGGCUGAAAGCAAUGCAUUGCCAGAAAUUGUGGAUCCAUAUGGGGGUAACAAGAAAAAGUCUAGUAGCUGCUGUUGA
Molecule: messenger RNA, 603 nt
Organism: Plasmopara halstedii
Lineage: Eukaryota; Oomycota; Peronosporomycetes; Peronosporales; Peronosporaceae
Product: gtp binding protein
Exons: 3
Coding region: 1-603 (200 amino acids)
Molecular function (GO): GTP binding; GTPase activity
Source: RefSeq, a predicted model, not a curated record